This is a messenger RNA of Lolium rigidum, 621 nucleotides long. RefSeq lists its product as uncharacterized. Bases 162 to 530 code for a protein of 122 amino acids. The record is from RefSeq and is a predicted model, not a curated record. The transcript has 3 exons. NCBI's taxonomy places the organism in Eukaryota, Viridiplantae, Streptophyta, Magnoliopsida, Poales, Poaceae.
UUCCUCGCCGUUCCCCGUUUCCUGCCGGCUUCGAGGGUGACCAUGGCGACCAUGUCCGGCCUGACCACGACGGCCCCCUUCAGAAGUUCUGCGAGUUCUUGUGGUGUUCGCAUUCCAACUUACUCUGUCGUUCAUUCAGAGAUCUGCAUUUUAAAAGGAAAAUGUUACCAUCUGUAGCAUUCUUUGAACGGUGCUGGAGCUGGCGGUGGCGACGGCGCUGCUCAGCGCUGACCAGGUUCGUGGAAACGCUGGCCCACAAACUCUGUUUCCGCGAGGGUACUCAGUCGCGGAAGUUGAAGGUGGUGGUCAGGCGCCCAAGUCGCGACGCGGCGGCGUCGUACGCACAUGCCGAGCUCUGCCGUAUCGAACAUCAAGAGGACGAUGUGCUCGCCGGCAGCGCGGAUCUCCGCAUAGAACCUUCCGCUUGGGUGGAAGCGCACGCCGGUGAAGCCCGUCUGAUUAGCGCGCGGAAGCAUGGGGUUCUCUGGUUGCCUUCGUCUGGCUGGGAGGACAUGGUCGAUGGUGAAUGAGUAGUUGCGGUGAGGGCGCUAUAUAAAGCUAGGUGUGCAGCUUCAGUUCUAAGAGGAGGAGAUAAACCACCUGGUAUGAGUGUACGCGGGU